AUGCAGGAUUCGUGUUCCUUCCAGAUGGACUCUGGGGUCUUAGCAUCUGCGGAGCAGGACAUGACAGAGGCGGAGGCAGAGCAGGAGUUGCGGUGGUUGGCGCUGGGCUCCGAGGAGGCUCUGGGAGCUGAGACAGAGGGGCCCAGAGCCCCGCAGGCCUGGGGGCGCCUGCUGAGGGCGGUGUGGAAGGGUCAUGUGAGCCUAGUGACUCAGCUGCUGCGGCAAGGGGCCAGUGUGGAGGAGAGGGACCGUGCGGGCAGGACCCCGCUCCACCUGGCUGUCCUGCGUGGCCAUGUGCCGCUGGUGCGUCUCCUGCUGCAGCGAGGGGCCCCGGCGGGAGUCGUAGACCGCGCGGGGCGCACGCCACUGCACGAGGCUGCCUGGCACGGGCACUCGCAGGUGGCCGAGCUGCUGCUGCGGCGCGGGGCGCCGACAGCCGCGCGCUGCGGGGCCGGCCUCACGCCGCUGCACUGGGCCGCUGCGCUGGGCUGCACGCUACUGGCCGGGCGCCUGCUGGGCGCGCCGGGCCCCGGCUCCGCGGCGGUGGACGCGCACGGCUGGACGGCAACGCACUGGGCAGCCGUGGCCGGCCGGCUGCCAGUGCUUGAGCUGCUGGUGGCGGGCAGCCACAAGGGCCUGGAGGGCACCCUGCUCGUGGCGACCGCGGCUGGGCGCGCGGGGGCGCUGCGCCUCCUCCUGGCUCGUGGGGCGCGGGUGGACGCCCGGGACGGCGCAGGAGCCACCGCGCUCAGCGUCGCGGCCGGCCUGGGCUGCCAGCAGGACAUGGAGGUGCUGCUUGACCAUGGGGCGGACCCAAGCCUCAAGGACAGGCAUGGCCGCUCUGCCCUCCACAGGGCUGCUGCAGGUGGACAUCUGCCCGCCGUCCAGCUGCUGGCAGCUUGGGGAGCAGAGGUGGACGCUCGGGACUCGUUGGGCCUCACACCCCUGCACCACGCUGCUCGGGGAGGCCACGUGGAGAUAGUCACUCACCUCCUGGACAGGGGUGCGGAGGUCGACGCCGCUGGUUGGCUCCGCAAGACCCCCCUGCAUUUUGCCAUGGAGUGUGGCCACGGCCCCACUGCCGUGCUUUUGCUGAGCCGAGGGGCCAGCUCCACCCUGAGGACGGGGUGGGGUGAGGUGGCCCAGGACCUGGGGCCGGCCCUCUGUGGAGAGCAGGAGGACUUCUGGGGGCACAGAGCCCCAGGGUCCCUGAGCUUCUCACUGCAGGGCCAGAGCAGAACAGAAGGCUCCAGGCUCCCACAGCCUUCACAGAGGAUACAGGCACCUUAUAGUCUGAAGCCGCCUGCCGGGGAGGCGAGAGCAGCGCAGAGGCUCCUGGAGGAGAAGGAAGAAGUGGCUUGAACCCCAGUAACAAGUUUCUGGCCGGACCUGAGACGGCCCCACUGAGUCCGGGGGCCGCGUCACCCCUGCAGCACCAGCCUCUCUGGCAGAGAGACUGAGUUGUGGCAGCAGAGCUGACCAAAAGCUGACGGUCUCUGUUUGUCCACCAUGGGGCUGUCACCCUCAGGGCUUCCUCUGUCCGUGGUAGCAUUCUUCUUGUGUUUCCUUAGAUUCAGUGUUUGUCUGUCGGCGUCCGUUCAAUGACUGCAGGACCAAACGAGCGGCCAGUUGUCUUUCUCUCCCCUGCCGUCCCGAGCAGCCUUCUCUCGGUACCCAGCCCUGAACCACCCAGCGCCAGGUAUGCCUGUGUGCGCCAGGCCCACUGGACCAUCGAACAAGCUGGUCCUCGACUGUGUCCCUGCCCUGCCUCAUCUUUCCUGUGGGAACCCCAGUGAAGGCUUGAGCCCCCCACCUUCUGCUCCUGCUUCUACCUCCUGGUUGACACUAGUGCUUCCGCCUGUUUCCCCCAGGAAACCUAAGGAAGAAAAAUGGUUUUUUCAAUGGCAUUAGCCACUCAUGGUUAUCACUCAGUCAUAUCUGUAAAUUACGCUCCUGUGGUCCAACCACACAGAGGGACAGUUGUCUCCAGUGGCCCCUCUAUGUGCUCUCACAGAAAAUCAUUGCGGUUCGUUGAUUGUUCUGGAAGAACGUCUUUAGAGGACAGAGUUCCUCUUUCAAAAGUGAAAACUGUCAUGCCAAAUGAGCACCUCUGUCCAGGGAUUAUGGGGGCACUUGGAUGUCACUCCUGAGGCAGUGGAAGCCUUGGGGGGGUUUGUGCUUGUGUAACAUGGUCCCCGUGGCCCAUGGAGCCUGCUCGUGCAGAGUGGGCUGUUCUUGGGACGGGGAGCCCAGGAGCAGUGAGAUGGUGGUGGCACAGCAGUGGAGAUGGGGGAGGCAGGCAGCACCAGGAGGAUUUUGUGGGCAGGGCCCUUUGUGCUUGCUGAUGGGUUGGAGGUGGGGGGCCAGGGAAAGGGAGACCUCACACUGACCCUAGCGAGGCUUGGGCCCGAGGUGGCGGGGUGAGUGGGAAACCUUAAUCGUGAUGGGGAGAGCAGGUGCACAGGAGACGAGAAUGUGGGAAAGGCGGGGGCUGUGGUGACAUCUCUGGUGUCGUCAGAGUAAAGAUGGUUUCUAAAGCUCCAGGACACACCAACACCCAGCUUCCAGCACAGCCUGCUGUGCUGCUCCAGAGCCACACACAGCCUGACGGCCUCUCGCCUCCCCUGCUGAGUCCACUAUGUCCAGGCACCAGCAGCCUUGGGAGCAUUGCCAUAACCAGGCAGGCCCCCAGCCUAGCUGGUCUUCUCGUUUGAGCCCCUGACUCCCUGUGGGCUGUUCUCAGAACAGUAGCUAUAACCUAUUGACUAUCCUGCUCACAGUCUCCCCCGUGACUCCCUCUCCCCAGUGGAGUGUAAACCAAAUAUGGCAUAUUGUGUUGUUCACAAAUGCUCCAGCGAUCUCAUCCACCACCGUGCUCUUUCCAGCGCGAUCUCCAUCCUCCCCCGUCCAGAGCUGGAGUCUGUGUCUCCACCUCUUGACUGUUCUGGCCACCCGAGUCCUGCCGAAGUGAUGCCCUAUGACUUUCCAAGGUGCAGGGUGGCUGCCACGCUGUAAGGAAGCCUAGGGCCGUGUGCUACACGGGACAUUAAAGGCCCUCCUCGACCUCCAGGGCCCACACAUCCUGACCAACCUCUAUCUCCAGCCUCCCGCUUGCUCAUUGGCCCCGGACCCACUCUGGCUCUCUGACCUUGACUACACCAAGCCUCUCACUUGCUGAUCCCUGUGCCUGCCCUCAGCCACUGCCUUCUUCACUGGAAUAGCACCCUCUCUGGGCACCCUUCUAACGCUAUAUAAAUGGUACCCCUCAAGGUAAACGUCUUCUUUAAAGGGAAUGCCAAUAAAUACGGAGAGUUAGAAAGUCAACAAUGGACGCUCGAGUUGGUGAGUGCAAGUCGUCUUGGAGUGUGGAGGUCACAGAGGGUGCUGCUCAGACACCCUUCAAGGCUCCACCUGUCUUUGAGCUUCAAGUCCACAGCAGUAUUUUAGCCAAUGGCACACUUUUCCUGGCGGCCCCAGACACUGGCUGAGCUCAGCACAGGCGCUGGGGUCUGGCCAUUUCUGCCCAACACAAGAUUUCCCAAAUAGGCAGUCUCUGCCUCGGAACGACUGGGUCAGCCCAGACGUUGCCCUGUCUGCACUCUCUCUCUCCCACGCGCAAGACAGGAUGCAACACCAUACUCCUACUUGCAUCUCAGCAUCUGCUGACAGGAAAGCCUAUAACUCUCAAAGCAUUUGUUUCUCCACAAGCUACUUAUUAGUUACAAAAGUAAAAGUGGGGGAGAAACCUGGCAAGCAAUUCCAUAAUCAAGUGGUUAAAGCUGACAUUUUCCAUGUUGGGACAGGCCUCCUGAUACCAUGCACAGAGAAGGACACAAUGUAAUCUCUGCGGUAUUCUGCUAAAAAUGUGUAACCCAGUUAUAAUCACGAGGAGACAUCAGAUGAACUCAAGUUGAGAGGCAUUCUACAAAAUAACUAGCCUGGACUUUUCAGGAAUGCCAAGGUCAAGAAAAACAAAGAAAUGCUGAAGAACUGUUCCAGAUUAAGACUGAAAAUGAGACACAACAACUAUAGGCAGCGCAGGAUCCCGGACCGGGGAAAAUGCGGUGAAGAUCAUUUGACAGAACUGGGUAUGGACUGUGGUCUAGACAGUAGUAUUGCGUUAAUCUUGAAUUUCCCGAUUUUGAUCCUUGUGCUGUGACUUGUAAGAGAAUGACCUUGUCCUAAGGAAAUACACAGUGAAAUAUUUAGUUAUCUUCCACUUCCUCUCAAAUGGACCAGAGGAAAAACUCACUGUGUGCUUAUGAACAUUUAUAGCGGGAAUGACUUUUAAAAAUGGAGCAAAUGUAAACAGUUGGUACACUUGGGUAAAGCAUAUUGGGGAGUUUCUGGAACUAGUCUUGCAACUUUUCUGUAACUUAAAAUUAUGCCCAGAUUUAAAGUUACAAAGGAAGUGCACACUCCCUUCAUUGUUUCCUGUAAUAAUGAUAAUAUAAUGGUACCGUGGUAAAAUGGUGACAAAAUAUACGCAAUAUUUAUAUUGUACGUGCCAUUCCAAUCCUUUCAAAGUGCACAGCUCAGCAGCACAAAGGGGACCUGGACGGUCGGUCGGAGGCAGCGCGGCCCGGCUGGGCUCUGCAGG
Messenger RNA from Camelus dromedarius (Arabian camel), 4600 nucleotides. It is a transcript of the gene ANKRD65, whose product is annotated as ankyrin repeat domain 65. Lineage: Eukaryota; Metazoa; Chordata; Mammalia; Artiodactyla; Camelidae. The coding region runs from base 1 to 1362 and encodes 453 amino acids. Gene Ontology annotation, molecular function: protein binding. The record is from RefSeq and is a predicted model, not a curated record. The transcript is spliced from 3 exons.